AUGCAUAUCGCACUGCUGCUCCUAGGUGUUGGUUCCGCUUUCGCCAAUUAUGAUACUCAGCCGUCAGGUUACGGUGACAAUAAUGCAUACGAUGUGCAGCAUGUGGCAAAGAAGUCUCCCCACAACAAGCCAGUAGACUACACCAGGUCUAAUGACUUCCCCGGCUUCAACUUCAUCGGAAAUAAGAUAGCUGAGCAGACUCUUGGCCAGGUCAACACUCAAGGACAGUCUAACGUUCAGAAGGGAGGAGAUCAGACCAACGUAGGUCUGAACCAAAACGAAGUCAAUGUUGGACAGGUCAAUAACCAGAACACUGGCUCCGGAAAGAGAGGAUAUGAUGCCCCAUACAGACCUACUUACCCUGGAGGCUACAAUCCAAACCCAGCCACUAACAUCCUCGGCAAUAACUUUGAUCUACAAACCCUGGGACAGGUUAACACCCAAGGACAAACUAGUGUCCAACAAGGAGGUGAUCAGACUAACGUUGGAUCCAACGCCAACACCGUGAACGUCGGACAAACCAACACUCAGGGUGGUGUCGGAACUGGUGGAUACAAACCCAGCUAUGAUGCUCCUCGACCCUAUGGCGGUUACCAAGGUGGAUAUAACCCAGCCACCAACGUCCUAGGCAACAACUUCGAUUUGCAAACCCUCGGACAGGUCAACACCCAAGGACAAACUAGUGUUCAACAGGGAGGUGAUCAGACCAACGUCGGAUCCAACACCAACGCCGUAAACGUUGGACAAACCAACACUCAGGGUGGAGCUGGAGCCGGAGCAGGCUACAGACCUUCAUACGAUGCUCCUUCUUAUGGAGCCGUGCUAAUUCCAAUCAACCCUUCAACAGGAGGAUAUGCCGGAGGAUACGCAGGUGCAGGUGGAAAUGUCGUAGGAAACAAAUUCGAUGUCCAAAAUCUAGGACAGGUCAGCAGCCAAGGCCAAGCAAACUUGCAGAAGGGAGGUGAUCAAACUAAUGUCGGUGUGAACCAGAACGCUGUAAACGUAGGCCAGCAGAACAAUCAGGGAGGUGCGGGAGCAGGAUACAGGCCUUCAUAUGAUGCUCCAAGCUACGGAGCCGGUGCCGGUGCAGGAUACAACGGCGGACCAAUCUACGUGCCUGACUUCAACAACUUCAUCAAGAACAACGUUAAUUCACAGACUCUCGGACAGGCCAAUACCCAAGGGCAAGUAAAUGUGCAGAAGGGAGGUGAUCAGACAAAUGUCGGAUCCAACGCAAACACCGUCAAUGUUGGUCAGCAGAACAAUCAGGGAGGGAACGGCGGCUCCUAUGGAAAACCAUCUUACGAUGUCCCCAGAUAUGCUGCUAUUCUUAUCCCUAACUACAACGUAGUUGGCAACAAAAUUGAUGCCCAAACACUUGGACAGGUCAACACCCAAGGGCAAAGCAAUGUACAGCAAGGAGGCGACCAGACCAAUGUCGGAUCAAAUGCCAACGCCGUCAACGUUGGGCAGGCUAACACUCAGGGAACUGCUGGCACUAAACCUAGCUAUGACGCUCCGCGCGGAUUCUUUUAUGCUGGAAACAGAUACAGCGGCCAGAAUCUUGGACAGGGCAGCACACAGGGCCAAGGAAACUAUCAACAGGGCGGAGCUCAGGGCAAUUUCGGAGUUAACAGCAACGUUAUAAACGUCAGCCAAACCAACACACAAACUGUUGACGGUUUCAAGUAA
Molecule: messenger RNA, 1692 nt
Organism: Necator americanus (New World hookworm)
Lineage: Eukaryota; Metazoa; Nematoda; Chromadorea; Rhabditida; Ancylostomatidae
Exons: 11
Coding region: 1-1692 (563 amino acids)
Source: RefSeq, a predicted model, not a curated record